CAUCUAAUAAGUACACAAGACCUUUGCCUCCACGUAGAUCAGAUCCCAAAAGACAUCGUUGUCCGCGGCGCCACGCCACGCCACGCCGGUUCGUCUCGUGAUCAGCGGUGUAAACACUUGUACAAGACUCAUGGCCAUGACUGAUGACUCGGCAAGCUUGAGGCGGUUGAGGUAUGAGCUCAUGUGGAUGUGGACGUUGAACGUUGAACGUACAACAUUUUAUCAGCUACGUUCUUUUCUUCUAUGUCACUGUGUGUGUGUGUUAGCAGCUGGGACUGGGACUCAGGCUCGGGGCGACCUGACCUACCUAUGUUUAUUCUGUGCACAACUCGCAGAAAUCCUUCUAGUACCUCUUUUCGCGCCAAAUUGCCCGGUGACGUCGACGGCCCAGGCUUUGUUUUGUUUAAUCCAUAUCCAGCUUCCAGUGGAUGCCUAACUUAAUUCGGAACACGUGGUCUGGUCUGGUUUCGGCGAAACUGAUGGCCAAGCAACUUGCAGCUCCUCUUGCCAUCUUGUGGAAUUCGCCGUUAAUGGCGUCCCAAAGGGGGAAAAAAACCCGGCAAGUCACCAUCCACUUGGCAUGGCCAUGACACACCAAUCACCAACCCACCUGCUGCAACCAAUAUCCAAGAAUCAUAUCCAUAUCCAACUUGCCAAUGUGCCAUUGACCAUCGCAAUGCGUAGCACUGGUGCAUCGAUCCUCCUCUUGCAUCGAGCGCUCCUCCGUGCCAAGCUGCCAAGCUUCUGUGCACCAUCAGUCCAGCAGCUCACAGAUCCUUCCUCCUUCGCGCGCGCCAUGCACGGCCGCGUCACCGUCCUGCUAGUAGUAGCCGCAGCAGUGCUGCUGCUCGCGUCGUCGGCCGUCGCGCAGCCGUGGCCGAGCUGCAACGGCGCCAGCGGCAACUACCUGGCCGGCAGCGCCUACGCCAACAACACCCUGCAGCUCAUCCUGGGCCUCCAGACGAACGCGUCCGACUCGCCCGCCUACUUCGCGUCCGGCUCCGUCGGAGCGGGCGCGGCCGCCGUCCACGGGCUCAUGAUCUGCCGCGGCGACGUCAGCAGCAACGACUGCUUCGACUGCGGCACCCGCGCGUGGCAGGACGUGCAGGCUGUGCAGCCGCUCUGCAACCGCACCAGGGACGCCGCGCUCGCCGACAACCAGUGCUACGUCCGCGUCGCCGCCACCGACUUCCUCGCCUCGCCCAACAACACCGGCCUGGUGAGCGUCGUCGGCGGCGCCAGCAUCCCCAGCGGCGUCGACGUCGCGGCCUACGACGCCGCGCUCAGGCGGCUGCUCAACGCCACCGCGCGGUACGCGGUGGACAGCUCGGUCCCGUCGUCGCCGCCGAGGCUGUACUUCGCGACGGGGCAGUUCGUGGGGCUCGACCCGCGGGUCCCCAACAUCUGGUCCCUGGCGCAGUGUGCGGGGGACCUGGCGCCGGCACAGUGCCGGAGGUGCCUGGAUGACCUGAUGACACUGUGGUGGAACGGAAGUGGGUUCAAGCCGGACGGGGAAAGCGCGAUGUUCGCUGGCUCGCGGUGCAACCUCAAGUCUGACCUGGGGGACAAGUUCUACACCAGCAGCCCCAUGGUGAAGCUGCAGAUGAACAGCGAAGUGGUCGUUCCAGCGCAAGCGCCUUCCAUGGCAGGUAAAAAUAAUUCAUCGGGCAAGCUUCUUGGAAUCAUAUUGCCAAUAAUGUUUGUUGUUGUAGUAACUGCCAUAGUCCUCUUUGUUUGUAAAAAGAGAAGAUAUCGAGGAAUAAAGCUGCCACACGGAACUCAUAUGGCCGAGGACUUUGAAAGCAUCAAGUCAACUUUAUUAUCAUUGUCAUCACUACAAGUUGCAACAAGUAACUUUGAUGAAAACAAUAAACUUGGUGAAGGGGGAUUCGGUGUAGUUUAUAAGGGAGAUCUUUCUGGACAACAAGUGGCUGUGAAGAGGUUGUCAAAAGGUUCGGGUCAGGGGCUAGAAGAACUAAAAAAUGAGUUAGUUCUGGUCGCCAAACUUCACCAUAAGAACCUUGUCCGCCUAGAAGGUUUUUGCUUAGAAGAGGGAGAAAGAUUGCUUGUCUAUGAGUACAUGCCCAACAAAAGCCUUGACACUAUUCUUUUUGACCCCGAGGAAAAAAUACGACUAGAUUGGAGGAAACGGUUCAACAUAAUAGGAGGAGUUGCUAGAGGAUUACAAUAUCUCCAUGAGGAAUCUCAAAAGAAGAUUAUACAUCGUGACAUGAAAGCGAGCAAUGUUUUGUUGGAUGAAGACAUGAACCCUAAGAUUGGAGACUUUGGCCUAGCUAGACUCUUUGGGCAAGAUCAGACUCGAGAUGUCACAAAACACAUUGUUGGGACAUUUGGCUACAUGUCUCCUGAGUAUGUGAUGCGUGGACAGUUUUCCACAAAAUCAGACGUGUUCAGUUUUGGGAUCCUUGUUAUAGAGAUCAUAACAGGGCGGAGAAACAUUGGGCACUACUUCUUUGAUGAGCAAAAUGAAGAUAUUAUAAGCCUCGUAUGGAGACACUGGACUGAGGGAACAAUUGUAGAGAUGAUAGAUGAUUCUCUUGGGAGAAAUUACUCGGAGAGCGAGGUGCUAAAAUGCGUUAACAUUGGUUUGUUGUGCCUUCAACAUAGUCCAAUGGAUCGACCUACGAUGUCCGAUGUCAUGGUGAUGCUUAAUGGUGAUGAUACUAGUUCUAUACCGUCUGCUGCGAGGCCCACAUUUUUCUUGGAUAGAAGCACUCCUUACUCCUAUAAUUCAUGUACUAUUACACAUAUGUCUCCUAGGUAGCACAAACAAUUGUUGAUAGUAGCAUAUUGUUACUUGUUCGCAUCUUGAUGUAUAGUAGUUUAGAUCAACUAGUUUGAUUUAUCACAAAGUGUGAUUUGUAGUUGCCAUUUGUAAUUGUGGAUUUGAAAGUUGCCUAGAGAGGGGUGAAUAUGUGAAACCUAAAAUUUAUCAAAUAAAGAAUAAAAUUGAUCGCAAUUAAAGGUUA
Messenger RNA from Zea mays, 2990 nucleotides. RefSeq names its product cysteine-rich receptor-like protein kinase 10. The record is from RefSeq and is a predicted model, not a curated record. Lineage: Eukaryota; Viridiplantae; Streptophyta; Magnoliopsida; Poales; Poaceae. The transcript has 7 exons. Gene Ontology annotation, cellular component: plasma membrane. Gene Ontology annotation, biological process: protein phosphorylation. Gene Ontology annotation, molecular function: protein serine/threonine kinase activity; ATP binding. The coding region runs from base 581 to 2785 and encodes 734 amino acids.